GGACUCAACUAACUCUAAAGACUCUGAAAACUUAAAGAAGUGUAUACUUCAGAGACUUUUAAGACUUUUAAGAGUUUAGUUGCUGCUGUUUUUCGCAUCAGGACAUCACACACUGAUAAGGAUGUCUUCCUUCAUGUGCAGGACUCUGACUUUACUCAUCAUCUGCAUGGCUCUGCAAGACGGUUGUGGACACCCGUUAUCAGAGCAUCACGUCAGGACCAAACGCUGCUCCUGCAACAGCUGGGACGAUAAAGAGUGCAUCUACUUCUGCCAUCUGGACAUUAUCUGGGUCAACACGCCCAGUAAACUCCUUCCUUAUGGUCUUGGAAGUCCCCUGUCGCGUCGCCGCCGUUCAGCCGAGCGUUGCGAAUGUCUCAACUCGGCCGAUAAAACCUGUUCCAGGUUCUGCCAAAAAAGCUCAGAGAAACCAAGGAGGAAUAUCGUUGGACCAUUGGUGGAUUCUACAAGUACAAACAGCAACAAGCUGCUGGCAUCUUUCAGAUCUAGAGUCGAGACCAACACUGUGAUCGCCAAAUACUUUCUGUCUAUGAAACCCAGAGGAGUAAAAACUGGCUGAAGAGCAAAACAACAGAGAGGUAGAGGACCAGAAGAAGUUCAACCUCAAUGGGCCGGAGACCCCACGGUUCGAGAACUCAUCAAGAGUCUUACCAACUCUUGGGAUGUAGAGGGGGAAUGGUAAAAGGAAAAGAGGCAGUGGAUCGAGAACUUGGUCAACAAAAACCAAGCCUCGGAGGCCUGGCACCAGGAAACAAAGCUGGGUGGAGACGUUUAGAGUCGCUUAUUGAACUCUCUUUGAACUUUUUAACAGCAGAUGCCAAGAAAGGAUCCAUUAAAGCCAAGGACAUGGAAACUGGUGUCUGGCCCUUUGGGGAACUACCAAUAAACAACAAUCAAGACAUGACUAUUGUUCAGAGGAGGAA
Messenger RNA from Gymnodraco acuticeps, 941 nucleotides. RefSeq names its product endothelin 2 (gene edn2). Gene Ontology annotation, molecular function: endothelin B receptor binding; hormone activity. Lineage: Eukaryota; Metazoa; Chordata; Actinopteri; Perciformes; Bathydraconidae. The transcript has 5 exons. The record is from RefSeq and is a predicted model, not a curated record. Bases 122 to 577 code for a protein of 151 amino acids. Gene Ontology annotation, biological process: regulation of systemic arterial blood pressure by endothelin; regulation of vasoconstriction; vein smooth muscle contraction. Gene Ontology annotation, cellular component: extracellular region.